CGGACGUGUUACGAGCUGAAAGACGAAUUUUUUGUGUUAAUGAAUUAAAAAAAAGGAAAAAAAGGAUUUUCGAGGACUAAAUGAUGAUUGGAAGUGAUUAUGUGCUUGAGGCACACAACAUUUAUCACACGACGGAGGUUGAUACUGGAGGAUGUCUCAGUGCAUCGGGAACAUCAGCUCUUGUCCUAAAAGGAGUUCAUCUCUCAGUUCACAGCGGAGAAGUAAUGGCAAUUCUCGGUUCAAAAGGAAGCGGCAAACGAGCUCUUUUGGAUGUCAUUUCGCGUCGUGCUGAGGGAUCAACUCGCGGACAAGUUUUGCUAAACGGCACUCCAUUGACUAAAAAUCUUUUUCAACAACGUUGUGCUUAUGUCACGCAAAAUUGCGAUUUUGUACCCGGAUUGACGGUUUCGCAGACACUUCAACAUACGCCUUCCAUUUUGAGCGGCUAUUUGAAAAGUUCAAAAGUUCGUCAAAUAUUGGCAGAUUUGGCAUUAUCGCAAGUCUCGAGUAAGCGCGUGGAAUAUUUAAAUAUUAGCGAAAAGCGACGUUUGGCAAUCGGAGUGCAGCUUGUACGUGAUCCUGUCAUGCUUUUACUUGAUGAACCAACUUAUGGGCUUGAUCCGUUGAGUGCGUAUUUGUUAAUUUCGAUUCUGUCAAAUUGUGCAAAGAAAAGCGGUUGCGGGAUUUUAUUGAGUUUGGAGAAGCCUCGUUCUGAUGUUUUUCCGUUUUUGGAUAGAGCACUCUUCUUAUGCUUGGGAGGCGCCGUUUACAGCGGAUCAACUCGUGCAAUGUUGGAAUAUUUCCACGCCAUCGGAUUCCCAUGCCCACAAUUGGAGAACCCUUUGAUGUAUUAUUUAUGCCUUUCGACUGUCGAUCGCAGGAGUCGUGAUCGUUUUAUCGAGUCGAGCCAACAAAUUGAUGCCUUGGUUGAUCGUUUUUCGCGUGAAACGUCGUUGCCGGAGGCUCCGAUCAAUCCGCAAGGAGCCAAUAAGAUCCCCUUGUCCUAUGGGAAGCCUGGAGAAUUCAAGGUUUGGGGCACGUUGUACGUGAGACUAUUGGCGGCAACUUUUUCCUGCUCUCAUGCUGGAAUGAAGGCACUUUUCUUGCGGUUGUUUGCUUUGCCGUUCAUGAUGGGACUUAUUUGGCUCAUUUAUCAUCAAGUUGGAGAUGACAAACAAGGAUUUUUCAGCAAAAAUGGAAUGAUUUUGAACAUUUUGGGACUUUCUUACGGCACGGGAAUACUUACAACGAUCAGUUUGUUCCCAAUUUGGCGUAAAAAGUUCGCCCAUGAAUAUUCUGAGGGUUUGUAUUCGGGAACGACACUUUUAAUUGCUUGGAAUAUGGUUUCCAUGCCAUUUUCGUUCAUCAGUGCGGGACUUGCAGCAGCAGCGAUUUAUCCGAUAAUUCUCGAUCCAAUUCAUCCAGCGGGGCAUCCAUUCCUCUACAUUUUGAUCGCGAUUUGGUCCAGUUUUGUUCUUGCCGAACAGUUAUGCAUCACAUUUCUCUUAACUUUCAAGUCUCGGAUGAACACGGGCAUUAUUGUCACUUAUAUUUUGUGCGUUUGUUUGAUUCUCGCCAGCGGAAGUGUUCGUUCGUACAAAGGUUUGACGCCGUGGUUGCAAGAUUACUCGAAAGGAAUUCACACGAGAUAUUCUUCGUCGUUGCUUCAUAGUGCGACGUUUUUGCAAAGGCCCAUGAAUUGCACAAAAGGUCCGGGAGUCGAAUGUCCUGAGCCGAAAGACUUCCUGUUGGAGAGACUUGGAGUGGUAAAGUCGCAAGAAACGACAGAUAUUGCGGUGUCAGUUGCUUUUGCGAUUGGAAUGGCGUUCUUUAAUCUUAUUUUGUAUUUGUUGCCGAUGCCGAGAUGUAUUCGCAUGAAAUUUAGAGAAUAAGAUUUUUUUU
Culicoides brevitarsis is the source of this 1902-nucleotide messenger RNA. Its product is annotated as ATP-binding cassette sub-family G member 5. Gene Ontology annotation, molecular function: ATP binding; ABC-type transporter activity; ATP hydrolysis activity. Gene Ontology annotation, cellular component: plasma membrane; ATP-binding cassette (ABC) transporter complex. Lineage: Eukaryota; Metazoa; Arthropoda; Insecta; Diptera; Ceratopogonidae. The record is from RefSeq and is a predicted model, not a curated record. The transcript has 10 exons. The coding region runs from base 81 to 1892 and encodes 603 amino acids. Gene Ontology annotation, biological process: transmembrane transport.